CCAACACUGGGCUCAAGGGCUGGGGCGUAAGACUUGAGCAGCAGGGCCACGGCGACGUCGGACACCAUGAGCUCGGCUCCCAGCCACCAGCAGCUGGACCACGUCUUCAGCGCGGUGGAGAGCGGGCUGGAAGUGGGCAGCGAGAAGGGGGAUGCCUUGGAGAGGGAGAUCAAGGUGGAGCUGGAGGAGAAGGAGCUGUGGACGAACUUCAAGGAGCUCACCAAUGAGAUGAUCGUCACCAAGACGGGCCGGAGAAUGUUUCCUGUGCUUAAAGUCAGCAUCUCAGGCCUGGACCCCAACUCCAUGUACUCGAUCCUGCUGGACUUUCUGGCUGCAGAUGGGAAUCGCUGGAAAUACGUCAAUGGAGAGUGGAUCCCGGGUGGGAAGCCGGAGCCCCAGAGCCCAAGUUGUGUCUACAUCCAUCCUCAAUCCCCCAACUUCGGGGCUCACUGGAUGAAAGCCGCCAUCACCUUCAGCAAAGUCAAACUCUCCAACAAGAUGAACGGAGGAGGGCAGAUCAUGCUGAACUCCCUCCAUAAGUACGAGCCCCGUGUCCACAUCGUGAAGGUUGGGAGGCCGCAGAAAAUGAUCAGCAGCUUUUCCUUCCCGGAAACUCAGUUUAUUGCCGUCACUGCUUACCAGAACGAGGAGAUCACCGCCUUGAAGAUUAAACACAAUCCCUUUGCCAAAGCCUUCCUGGAUGCCAAGGAGAGGUGCAACUCCAAAGAGGUUCUCGAAAGCAGCAGUGAAUCUCCCCAGGCUGCCUAUUCACAGAUUGGGGGCUGGUUCCUGCCAGGCACCAGCCCCUUCUGCUCCUCUCCUGUCCAGACUUCACUGUCAGGGGGUCCUGGCCUCUCACCCAGCCCCAGCUCGUACUGCGAGCAGUACUCCAGCCUACGGAGCCACAGACCUGCUCCCUACCCAAGUCCCUACAGCCAGAGGAAUGCCUCACCAACUAAUUAUGUGGAUAGCUCUGCUGGCCUCUCCAUGCUGCCUGCCCCUGACAGCUGGUCAGGACUGAGUCUUUCCAGCUCCACCGGGGUCUUACCCACCUCUGCCUCUACUACAAGCCAAUAUCCCAGCCUGUGGCCCCUCACCAGCAACUCCAUCAGUCCUGCUCCCCAGUCCAGCUCUAACCCCCCCUUCUUGAGAGGCUCUCCAGUCUCUUACAGCAGCUUGGCCCCUACUCUCCCAGCCCCCUCGCCCUCCCCAGUCUAUGACAACGUUCUUCUGUCAGAGAUGCCUGCAAGUGAUAGUCAGUACGACUCCACUAUUGCUCGCCUGGCAUCCACGUGGGCAACCAUCACUCAGAGUUACUGA
Alligator sinensis (Chinese alligator) is the source of this 1320-nucleotide messenger RNA. Its product is annotated as brachyury protein homolog A-like. Gene Ontology annotation, molecular function: DNA-binding transcription factor activity, RNA polymerase II-specific; RNA polymerase II cis-regulatory region sequence-specific DNA binding. Gene Ontology annotation, biological process: regulation of transcription by RNA polymerase II; cell fate specification; heart morphogenesis. The coding region runs from base 67 to 1320 and encodes 417 amino acids. The transcript is spliced from 8 exons. Gene Ontology annotation, cellular component: nucleus. The record is from RefSeq and is a predicted model, not a curated record. Lineage: Eukaryota; Metazoa; Chordata; Crocodylia; Alligatoridae.